Molecule: messenger RNA, 5274 nt
Organism: Pseudogymnoascus verrucosus
Lineage: Eukaryota; Fungi; Ascomycota; Leotiomycetes; Thelebolales; Thelebolaceae
Exons: 1
Coding region: 594-4457 (1287 amino acids)
Biological process (GO): inositol metabolic process; inositol phosphate biosynthetic process
Cellular component (GO): cytosol
Molecular function (GO): 5-diphosphoinositol pentakisphosphate 1-kinase activity; diphosphoinositol pentakisphosphate kinase activity; inositol hexakisphosphate kinase activity
Source: RefSeq, a predicted model, not a curated record
GAAACUUUUCCCCAUAUACUUUGGUACGUACCCCGAUUAUCCUCUGUCAAUUGUCCAGGCCCUGGCUACGCGAGAUUCUAUUGGCUGGUUGUUGGCUCGUGGCUGCUGAGGAAUGCCAAGCCCUUGCGUUAUCGGUGAACGUGGUACCUGUCACUCUGCCCUCGCUCUUUUUCACCGAGGUUCUGGCAAGAUUUCAUGUCUUUUGGGUAUUUGGUGAUAGCCUCAUUCUUACUUAUUCCAUCUAUAACUGUUCACGACUAUAUUUCGUCGCAUUUACUCGUCGUUUGGCCCAUUUCCAUCCACCUCUUGGCGGUGUCUCGAGAUUCUGGCGGGGGAGGCGAGUGACUGUGCGAGGACGUCAUAUUGAUAAGAGACUUGGAUCGUCUCUGGGCACAUGCUCUUUUUUUUUCAUCUAUUUAACUCUCCUGCUGGCCGCAAUUGAGAGGAUUUCUCUAUCUUCGGCUCUUUGCUCUAUACAAAUUAUCUAAAUUCCCAAUUGACCCCAGCAUUUAUUCCAGGAUUUACAAACAGAAACAGAGACCCCGACCCUUCAUGAUUUAUUAGGUGGCGAAGGACCCAAUCCACACUGGAGGAUGGAAGAAGAGGGGCAGACUAAUCCGCCCUCUAGCACAGUGGCGGCGGAAGCAAAGUUUGGCUCAGCACGGGAGCCAUCGCACCAACUAGGACCCCAGGAAGCAGCAAAGAUGUCAUCUCACCGGCUAUCGACUGCCUCCGGUGAAAACCCGUCCGCUGUCAAUUUAAAAAGCAGCAUCUCCGAACCAGUUGAGCGGGAAGCAUUCGUUGAGCCUGCCAGCUUCUCAUUACCUCGUGGCCCAACAUACGGCACCGAAUCCUCGCGAGCAUCUUCGACAAUUAGCCACAGAGGCUCAGUUUCGGACAUGUCCGAGGCUUGGACAGAAGGAACGAACACGUCCAUCAACGAUGGGGCCGUGGAAGAGUCAGAGACACCCAGAAUGCUCAGUGGGAGCACGUCCGACUUAACAAAGCAUUCACCACUACCCGAACCAGCAAUGUCAAAAGCCGGGUCAACUACGUCGGAAUCGAAGCGAAUGUCGAGCUCGUCGCUAUACUCGUUACAAUCCGCGAGGGCAGGCGGUGUAGCGCCCAGCUCCAAUUCCUCUUCCGGGGAUGCCAUCCCGAGGUUGAACCCUGGGAACAUUCCAGGGACCAGAAGCCUCGGUGUUUCACCCGAUGCCGCAACCCCAAUUGUCUCGGUGAUAAGUCCGUCUGUCACGCCGCCUACUGCACAAGGCGCAGCGAACCCCCAACAGGCCGCCCCCAAGGAUGGUGUUCCACCAGGCGAUGCUCCUAAGCGCUCCAGACAAGAAGGCACUUCAAGAGCGAGCAUCCCAAGGUCCAGAAGUCGUGUCAAGCGCCGCUUCAGUGUAAGCACCGGCGCCAGCAGCCACAGCCCGAGCAGCGAGCGAGGAAUACACCAGGUUAAAGAGAAGGAGGGGCCAAAACCAGCACCAUAUGGUAUCAUCGGGGUGUGUGCAUUGGAUAUCAAGGCACGGAGUAAGCCAAGCAGGAAUAUUCUUAACAAGCUAAUCGCAAAGGGGGAGUUUUCAGUUGUCGUUUUUGGAGACAAGGUCAUCUUGGAUGAAGACAUUGAGAACUGGCCAGUCUGCGACUAUCUGAUAUCCUUCUACUCCGAAGGCUUCCCGCUUGACAAAGCGAUUGCCUAUGUCAAGGCCAGAAAGCCUUUCUGCGUCAACGAUGUCCCGAUGCAGCAGAUCCUGUGGGAUCGCCGUAUAUGUCUACGUAUUCUCGACAAGAUCAAUGUUCCGAGUCCGAGUCGUGUGGAAGUCAAUCGAGAUGGAGGACCAAGAGUCAUGAGCCAAGACCUAGCUCGGCACCUCAAGGAGACCUCUGGUGUUAUUGUGCAGGGACCAGAAGAUGGCGAUAAGUUAUUUGCGCCUCCUCCCCGAAAGGUGGAGCUCUUAGAUGACGGCGAUACACUAAGCGUAGACGGAGUACUUUUACGGAAGCCUUUCGUCGAAAAACCAGUCAGCGGAGAAGAUCACAACAUUUGCAUCUACUAUCCCAAAAGCCAAGGUGGUGGUGCCCGCAAGCUCUUCCGCAAGAUUGGCAACAAAAGCUCGGAGCACAUAGAUGGUCUUACGAUCCCGCGCGCUAUCCUUGAAGAAGGCUCUAGUUACGUAUAUGAGAAAUUCAUGAGGGUGGACAAUGCAGAGGAUGUCAAGGCGUACACUGUCGGGACCGGCUUCUGUCACGCUGAGACGAGGAAAUCUCCCGUCGUUGAUGGUCUCGUGAGGCGCAACACUCAUGGCAAGGAAAUCCGCUAUGUCACCAGCUUGACAAAGGAUGAAGCUGCAAUGGCAGCUCGUAUUUCUACCAGCUUCGGACAGAGAGUCUGUGGGUUCGACCUUUUACGCGCUGAGGGGAAGAGCUAUGUCAUCGAUGUGAAUGGUUGGAGUUUCGUGAAAGACAAUGACGCAUACUAUGACCAAUGCUCUAGUAUCUUGAGAAACAUGUUUAUUCAGGAGAGAGAAAGACGACAAGCUAAAGCAGCAGCAGCCGAGCAGGCAAAGAUUUCGGAAAGCGUCGCCCAAUCAGCCGAAGCGUCAGAAUCAGAAAUGCCCCCGCCAACUCGCAAGGAGAGCUCGUUGAAAGAAAAUCACCGAUCUACACUACAAACUAUCCUCGGCAGAUCCCCAAGUAUUUCGAAACUUGCACACCUACACCAUAACCACGGAAAGUCAUCGGAGCAGAGGUCGACCUCACCUGAUAGGGCUGUCCUGACGAUGCCACUAAGCACAGCCUCGUCGAUGGAGAAGCCUGUAUCCAGUAUGGUGUCUUCCCUACCACAUGUUUCGUCCCGCACGUCGAUUUCAGGGCCCGCAUCGGCUGCUGGAUCUGUACGAACCUCGCAGAUCCUCGAACCAAACCCAGAGGAAGAAGAAGAUAAGGAGCUUCCUCCGCCGGCUCCAAAGCAUGCCUGGAAGCUUAAGGGGAUGGUUUCUGUCAUUCGCCAUGCCGAUCGUACGCCGAAACAAAAAUACAAGUAUACAUUUCACACAAAGCCAUUCAUAGAGCUAUUGAAGGGCCAUCAGGAAGAGGUCCUCUUAACUGGUGAGGCUGCGCUCGAUAGCGUUCUUGAUGCUGUCGAGGUGGCUCUACGCGAGGGGAUCGAGGACCGUACGAAGCUGAAGGCCCUACGAAACGUGCUUGUGAAGAAGGGCGGAUGGGUUGGGACGAAGGUUCAGAUCAAGCCAAUGUUCAGGAAACGCAAGGUGGAAGAUUCGCCGAAGCCGACCUUUGCUACGAUCGCAGAUAUUCCCGUUGACGUCUCCAAGGUUAUUCCAUCGGUGUCUACCACACCUGGAGCGACGGAAGACUCCCAGGAUCCAGAGGACAGACCAUUAAAGCGGGCAGAUUCCCUCACGGGCGUCACGCUAUCACGUAUCACAGCCGCAGAAGAAAGACUCGUCCUCGACAAACUUCAACUGAUCGUGAAGUGGGGCGGUGAGCCUACGCAUUCUGCGAGAUACCAGGCGCAGGAGCUAGGUGAGAAUAUGCGCAACGAUCUCUACUUGAUGAAUAAGGAAGUUCUCGACGAGGUCCACGUCUUCAGCAGCUCCGAGAGACGCGUUACCACGAGUGCGCAGAUCUUUUCGGCUUCAUUCUUGGAUAAAAAGGACCUUGCUAGCGAUUUCAUUACUAUCCGGAAAGAUCUUCUUGACGACUCGAAUGCUGCAAAGGAUGAGAUGGACAAGGUGAAGAAGAAACUUAAGGUCCUUCUCAGAGAGGGACAAGGGCCGCCACCACAGUUCGCGUGGCCUGCUAAUCUUCCCGAGCCAUCCAUUGUCCAGCGCCAGGUUAUCCAGUUGAUGAAAUUCCACCGCAAGGUUAUGCGACACAAUUACCAGAAGCUCUACGGCGGCGCCGUAACAUCUCUAAACAACAUCGUCAACCCCGGCGACAAAGCUGCUAGUGAGUCCCCACAAGUGGGCGCGAUGGGACAGGCCACGGCAAUCAACAACAUCCAAGCACGCUGGUGCUGCGGCGAAGACGCGGAGCUCUUCCGCGAGCGCUGGGAGAAGCUGUUCAUCGAAUUCUGCGACGCCGAGAAGGUCGACCCCAGCAAGAUCUCGGAGCUCUACGACACGAUGAAGUUCGAUGCGCUGCACAACCGCCAGUUCCUCGAGUGGGUGUUCACGCCGAGCAAGUCGAUGCUUGAGGAAGAGGACUCGGUUGUUGUGGCUGAGGAUGCGGCUUCGGCGAAGGUGUCAGAGGAUAAGUCUGAUAAGUCGGAGAGAAGCGAUUCGACGAAUACGACGGAGAAGUCUGAGUCGAGCAAGUCGGUUUCGCGACGACUGUUUAGGCGCCGCUCUGGGAAUAUGAAGAAUGUCGUUGAGGAGACUCCAGAAAGUGUAUGUUUACCUUUUCUUAACUGCCUGUUGACCUGCCACUAACAUCACAUAGUAUUUCCACCUCUUCACAGGAAGCACCAAGACAAAGGCAAAGACAGAUGCGAGAUUUGAGAAGCUUCGAGAGCUGUACAACCUAGCCAAAGUGCUUUUCGACUUCAUCUGCCCCCAAGAAUACGGCAUCACCGACAGUGAAAAGCUCGAAAUCGGCCUCCUAACCUCCCUCCCGCUCCUCAAAGAAAUCGUCGCCGACCUGGAAGAAAUGCAAGCCUCUGACGACGCAAAAUCAUUCAUCUACUUCACCAAGGAAUCUCACAUCUACACCCUCCUCAACUGCAUCCUCGAGGGCGGGAUCCAGACCAAGAUCGCGCGCUCCGCUAUUCCGGAGCUCGAUUACUUGUCUCAAAUCUGCUUCGAGCUCUAUGAGUCGGAGACUACACCCUCGCCGGCCCCGAAGACGCAGUCUGCGCCUGAGCUUGCGCCGCCUGCUGACAUGGCCGCUUUGGCUGAAAUAGCGGCAAACCUGCCGUCAGCGCCAGAGCCAAUACCGUCCCCAGCACCACCACCGGAGCAGACGUUUGCGUAUUCGAUCCGCAUCACCAUCUCCCCGGGGUGUCACACCUACGAUCCGCUCGAUGUGCAGCUCGAUUCGAAGCAUUGUAUCGGAUGUGCGCCGAGAAGAUCGCUGACGCAGCAUAUGGAUUGGAAGGAGGUGAUUGAGACGCUGAGGGCGAAGUUUCAUCAAGUUAGGUUGCCGAAGAGCUUUUUGGCUAUUAAUUUGAGUGAGAGUCAUACGUUUCAUCGGAGGGAGGAGGAGAAGAGUGAGGCGGAGGGGGAGAACGGGGGAGGAGAGAAUGGCUCG